Messenger RNA from Neurospora tetraspora, 2769 nucleotides. RefSeq lists its product as uncharacterized. The annotation marks the transcript as partial. Lineage: Eukaryota; Fungi; Ascomycota; Sordariomycetes; Sordariales; Sordariaceae. The transcript has 6 exons. The record is from RefSeq and is a predicted model, not a curated record.
AUGAGGCUCAACAACUUCUUGCCCAAAUCAUGCUCCGCGAGCUUGCGGAGUUGGUAUGACUCACUGUCUCAACCUUGUGGAUGCUGCGUCCUCCUCAGGUCUCGGCUGAGAAACAUUCUUGUAAGAUAUCCUCUCGUUCACUUGUGUAUUCUACUUCGUCCUCCUCCCAAAUCCUCCAACUGGUCAGCAAUAACAGGCACUAGAACCACAAAAAUCAUGCCACUGGCGGCGCGAAGCUCUCUUGAAGCCAGACGUAUUAUUCACGAAGCAUUUAAAGGCCUCGAAAAGAUCAUAUCCCCGAGCGAAGCGAAGGACUUCAACGACACUACACUACAGAACGUUCAAGAUGCCGCACUCGAAAUUGAAAGUAUCCUUGCUGCGAGACAGUCUCUGAGGAAUAUGCGACGUCUGUCGCCUCUGUUUGAGGGAAUUAAAUGCUACGCUGAAACCAUAGAGGUCCUAUGCAAUGGAACUCCCUACCUACCAUGGAUUUGGGCUCCCAUUAAGCUUAUUCUCAAGGCGAGCAUUGUUUCCUCGGAUUAUACGGAUGCGUUCGAGAAAAUCAUCAAAGCCUACUCAGGAAUUGCCGAGUCACUGCCCAGGUUUCAGAUUAUAUCGUAUGCACUUAGAAACGACAAAGAGAUGCAGCAAGUUCUGGCAGUCUUCUACGCCGACAUUCUGACAUUCCACAAGGAAGCGUACAUCUUUGUUCGACGAAGCGGUUGGCGAACAUUGUUCCUCACAUCCUGGGGCCGAUUCCAACGCCGAUUUGAUUCCACCCUCGAAGACUUGCGGAAACAUGGAAGACUCAUCGACGAUACUGCAAGCGCGAUAAACCUCAGCGAGACUGUCAAGAUGAGUCAGAAUCUACGGGCAUGGCGUCAGGAAAACCUUGACAAGCUAAAGUCCUUAGAGGACGAGGAAACUGCCAAACAGUAUCAAUCAAUAAUCGGAUGUCUGAAGAUCGAUGAGACCGAGCAACUCGCUAUUUUCGAUGCUAUCUCCUCCGAAGGAAACAAGUACGAGGGAACAUGUGACUGGGUCUCAAGACACAUCCAUAUACGUGAAUGGCUAAAAGAGACGCCCGCAACAGAUUUCGUCUGGGUGCAGGGAAAUCCUGGAACCGGAAAAAGUGUUAUAGCAACACAACUCGUCAAGUUCCUCCAGAGCAGUGGGAGGGCCAUGGUUACUCGGCAUUUUUGCACCUACACCCACUUGUCUUCCAUCCAAUAUGAGACCAUACUCCGGUCAUUGCUGGUUCAGCUCAUGCGAACCAGUUCCGAUCUUAUCGCUCACGCAUAUGCCGAGUUUGUUAUUGGCAAAAAGUUACCUACUAGCCAAUCCUUGGAGCAGUUAUUAUUGGCAUUCGGUGGUGCUAUCUCCCCCAUACCCUCAGAAUCCAGAUUAAUUUAUUUGGUCAUUGAUGGCUUGGACGAGUGCGAUCCGGAUCAACAGGGACGAAUUGCAAAUUUGCUCGAGAAGCUUCGCGGUCUUCGAUCUUCAGCCUCAUCUGUGUUCAAGAUCCUACUGUGCAGCAGACGCACACUGUAUCUGGAGAAGCGAUUACGAAAACGGACCGUUCAAGUUGUGUCCAUGACGAACGAGAAGGGGAGCAUUGAGCCUGCAAUACGGACAUAUGCUAAGCAAAGGCUCAGGGCGAUCCGUUAUCGUCUCUUUCAGAUGGGUCUAACAGAUUUGGAUUUACGAGAUAUCAGUAUCAAUAUUGCUCGAAAGGCAGAUGGUAUCUACGCUCGCAUUCUUGCUCAGCUUACUUCACGCUUCGACCAAAGGUCGGUUGAAAGGUUAAGAUCCAUCCUUGGAUGGAUAGCAUUCGCCAAACGACCAUUGACCAAAGCUGAGAUGAGAUCUGCCUUGGCUUUUAGCUGGGGGGAUCACAUGGUUGAAGAAGCCGUACCCCGGCACAUAUUCGAUUUUGGGGCACCGUUGCUAGAGGAGCACCCUGAUACCACCUAUUCAUUCGUGCACAUUUCAGUUAAGGAGUAUCUUCAAACCCCCGGAUGCAUUCUGUUCCUGGACCAAUCGGCCGCAAUCCAUGAGCAGGCGACUGCCACCAUUACAUGCCUCGUGUCUGGCUUCUGGAUAUUUUCAGAACAGUUGGCAGAUGAUACCCGUAUUCUUCGCAUAGUGAAGGGACUCCACGGCCUGCACAUCUAUGCCAACCAGUUCUGGCUGGAGUGUCUCCUGGAUGCUGUAUCCACAGGCUCCGGGCUUGUUCACGGCUCAAUUCUACACCGGGCCGCACAGGAGCUUGCAAAUUCCUUACGCCAUCAGCCUAGUACGCUAACAUACUCAACCUCUGGUGUUCCUGAAAGCACGGCUAGCAGGGAUAGCCGUCUUCAAUGUCUCAAAGAACACAGCGCCAUAUAUGAAAUGGCACGAAAAGAACUUGGUGAACGAGUCACCCGUGCUAGAUUGCUGAUGACCGAAGACGGAGCAGGGACACCCAAAGCUUCACUAAUUAGCUCACCAAAUAAUUUCCAAAGCUUGCUCCUCGCCAUGCAGUCCAGUAUCAGAGAUAUCUUGACUCUCUCCGCCAUCUCUGGGGUUUCUCCAGAAGAUCUCGAUCGCUUCAAAAAGGAGUUCCGCACAUCGGCCUUCACAUGUCGCUUUCCAAAUUGCCCACGGGCCGCACUCGGGUUCCCAGAUGAGAAGUCACAGUGUGAACAUGAAACUAGGCACACCCAGCUCAUUAACUGUGUCAUCAUCGACUGUCAAUAUCCACCAUUUGUUUCGACCCGUGCUCUAAGA